Lotus japonicus is the source of this 2454-nucleotide messenger RNA. RefSeq names its product pentatricopeptide repeat-containing protein At3g02650, mitochondrial-like. The transcript has a single exon. NCBI's taxonomy places the organism in Eukaryota, Viridiplantae, Streptophyta, Magnoliopsida, Fabales, Fabaceae. Gene Ontology annotation, molecular function: protein binding. The coding region runs from base 186 to 1850 and encodes 554 amino acids. The record is from RefSeq and is a predicted model, not a curated record.
UUAAAAAUAAUUUGAAGCUCUGCACGCAAAAUCUUUGGGUUUCGCCGCCGUCAUCACCUCACUCUCCGAUCUGAAGCUCUGCACGCCACUGCUCCUCUUGGGUUUCCUCGCCGUCGCCGCUCUUCCUCUCUCCCACCGUUAUUAAGCUUGUAAGAGUGAGAGUGGUGUUGUAGGGUACUGACAGGAUGUGGAGGUGGAUCCUUGCAAGACAUGGAAAUGCCAUUCGCAGCUACAACAACCGCGUUCUCUCACGAAUUCAGCUCCCUCUUUCCAAUUUUCUGGUGAACCCUCCGCCCCAAUCAACUUUUCAUUUCCCUCAAAGCUCAUAUGUUUGUAGCAAUGGCAACAACCCCCGAUUCUUCUGUCAUGGAGCCACUGAUUCCACCGUCGAUUUCGAAAAUGGGGUCUCCGUGUUUUCUGAUGGUGGUGUUCAGAAUGAUGAUGAGCAACGUGCUGUGGAAGAACAAGGAUAUGAAGAAAAAGAAGAAGAAGUGUACCAGAUUGAUGAGGGCAAGUUGGAGAACGUGGUGAGUCUUCUUCAACGUGAAGACGCUGAUGGGUCAUUGGAGUCAUCUCUUGAUGCCAUGGAUUUGACCCUGCACCAAGACUUUGUCAUCAUAGCACUUAGAAGAAACUCUUGGGGUCAUGGUUUGGUUGAGAAUCUUCUCAGGUUUUUUAGGUGGGUUUGGAAGGAGAAUUCUUCAAAUGUCACAACCCCAGUUGUUGAGUCUCUUGUUCAUGCAGUAUGCAGCAGCAGUGUGAGGGAGAAAGAGUUCUACUCGCUGUGGGAAUUGGUUAAAGAAAUUGGGGAGGAAGAGGAUGGAAAAAUUAUCGAUGUAACCAUUCUCAAUAAAUUGAUAUUUUACUUCUCCCAAUUGGGAAAUGGGAAAGCUGCUUUAGAGUUAUUUGACAAGUUUGAGUUCUUUCAGUGUGUGCCUAAUGCUGAAACAUAUCAUUUCACAAUUCAAGCUCUUUAUAGGCAUUCGUUGUUCGAUUCGGCUUCAUCUGUAAGUCAAAAGAUGCUGGAUGCACAGAGCAUUCCUGAUGAGGAGAAAGUUGGUGACAUAUUAGGUUGGUUGUGUAAGGGCAAAAAGGUUAAAGAAGCACAUGCAGUGUACAAGGCAGUGGUAGAGAAAGGGAAGUAUCCACCUAUGUCUUCUGUUAACUUUUUGGUUGGCAAACUCGCUUACGAAAAUGGAACUGUACCACUGGCUUUGGAGAUGUUGAAAGAUAUCCCUGGGGACAUGAGGAAACAUGCCAUAAAGCCGUAUUUGGCUGUUGUUCGAGCCUUGUGUAGGGUUAAAGAUGUUGGUGCAGCUAAGCAGUUGAUAUUGGACAUGAUUGCAAAUGGUCCACCUCCUGGAAAUGCUGUGUUUAAUUUUGUUAUUACUGGUUAUUCCAAAGUUGGGGAAAUGGGACAAGCUGUGGAGAUGAUGAAGCUACUAGAAAGUAGAGGUUUGAAGCCAGAUGUGUACACAUAUGCUGUUAUUGUUAGUGGUUAUUCAAAUGGUGGUGAGAUGGAAGCUGCCAGGAAGAUCUUAGAAGAAGCUAAAAAGAAUCAUUCUGUGUUAAGCCCUGUGAUGUAUCACUCGCUAGUUCGUGGAUAUUGCAAAAUGGAACAAUUUGAUGAGGCUUUAAAGUUGUUGACUGAGAUGAAGGAUUCUGGUGUUCGCAUCAGUGUUGAUGAAUACGACAAGUUGAUCCAGUCUCUCUGCUUGAAGGCUAUGGAUUGGGAAACGGCUGAAAAGCUGCAAGCGGAAAUGAAAGAGAAUGGUCUAUAUCUCAAGGGAGUCACAAGGGCCCUGAUUAGAGCUGUGAAGGAGAUGGAAAAUGAGGCUGUGGAGCCUUAAAUCAUUUGUUCAGUUGCCUAAACAUUGAUGUGAGCAGCCUGGUAUUUGCAACUUUUUUCUGAUUAGCUCGUCAAUUUAACUGUAGUUUACAAUCCCUAUGCAAAAGCCUAUCGAGAGGAGAAAAUUUUGGAGUUGAUUGUUAACAUGUUUGAUGUCUUAAACUGGUCUUUUUUAAAUAAGACUUCUUUAUUUCCUCCGGUUUAAUUUUGAUACCGGUACACUCAAACUUAUUUAACCUUUUUACUAGUUAAUGUCAGAUAUAAUGAGAGAGCCCAUUUGUAGUGCUGCUUUUUUAUUAUGUGUUUCCUUCCAAUUAUAUUGCUGCAUGCAAUAAAAAAACCUAGAUCUUUGUAAAGGGCCGUUUCCCAUUUUAUCCUGUACUUAACAUAUUUUUAUUAUGGCUGGUAUUGUAUGUUUCAUUUUCAGCUUCUUGCAGCAAUAUUUUGAUCCCAAGGUUAUACAUUAUUCCUAACACCUUGUAUUGUAUAAAUAUUAGGCUGAAACCUUAAGAAUGAUAUAGUGAAUGAGAGAAGCUACAUAAUUGAAUCCAGGGGAAGUAUACUCCAACACAAAAUUAAAGAGGAAUACUUUCAUUUUUUAGUUC